UUUCGACCACUUCUCUCCCCACGACACCAACAUGACGCGAUCUCGGCGCGCACGACCCGACGACCUGACUGAAUCCUGGGACAACUUGAGCGGCUCAGAACCCUCCGACGACAUCUACGACGAAGAGACUGAACGCGACGAGGUUGGCAGUGUGUACCGGUCAUCGCGAACUGCCUCAAGUAUGGAUGCUCGCUCGCUCAGGCCAAUAGACGACGACGAAAACGAGACGCCGCGUCGCAGAACGCUGCGCUCUUCUAUCGAACCAGAGCUAGUCAUGCCAUCUUCUCCAGACGCUCGCCCUCACCACACCAAAGAUGGCAGGAAGCGGGAUGCGACACCGCGGUUCCGAUUGAACGACAGGAGCAACACUUCUGAUGCUGGCCAGAUUAGGAGAGUCACAAGAGCAGAAACCCCCAGAACAAGAUUGGCGGAGCGGAGCAUGACCAGUGAUGCUGGGCGUUAUCGUGGCAGCAAACUCGGCCAGCACGAUGAAGCUGAUUACGAUGAACCCGACGCCGAUGAGCCACAGCGGGGGGCCGACUACACGGCCAUGAUAUGGAAGGGGAUAGUGAGGCCGCUAUUGUCGUAUGUGACAGAUGUUGUGGGCCUUGUACUCCACAACCUGAAGCCGCUCUUGGGCUGGGCAGUCCUGGCGUAUCUCCUUGCAGCCGUUCUGGUAUUUGGAUCUGGAUUCCUCAACAAUACCAUCAAUAAUGCUCUGACGCCAAUCUGUCGACUGCCGUUCACUGGAGGUCUCUCGUUCUGUCCGAGCAGGAAUGCACCCGAACUGCAAGGCCAAGCCCAAUUCGGGCAGCUCGUGCAAGCACAAAAUGCAUUCGAAGAUGUCCUACAAAUAUCUACCGUUGGCGCCAACCUUCCAGCAGACAUGAAAAGGAGUGAAGCCAGCAUUCGUGACUUGAAGAAUAUCGUGCAAUACUCCAACUUGCCCUCGAGGAACGAGCUCGUAUUUGAGUUUAGCGGCUUUGUGGAGACAGCGCGACAGGCCAGCGGAGACCUCAGUCGAUUCAAUUCGCGGAUCGGCAGGGCUGUUGACCAUAUUUUGGCCACAAACAAAUGGACUCUGAACGUGAUCGAUGGUGUGACGGAGAAAGACGCCCAGCGCGGCUCGAUUGCCAAGUUUUUCAGCAACAAUUUCAAUAUCCUCGCGCCGUUUCAACCUAUCAGCUUUUCACGGGACCUGCUGCUGGAUCAGUAUCUGCGCCACACCGGUGCGGUAGAAGAGCAGAUCAUGUCAUUGAUUGAUGAGGCUUUGGCACUUCGCGACAUCCUGGACAACCUGGACAACAGGCUCGAUGUAAUCGCUGGUAUUUCAACUAGAGAUGGCAUUAAGCUCGACUCCAGCAAAGACGAAUUGUUUGCAUUUCUCUGGACCAAGCUUGGGGGCAAUCGUAAAGAUAUCAAAAAGCUCCAAUCUCAGAUCGAGCUCUUGAACAAUGUGAGCGAAUACCGGAGACUUGCCUGGGGACAUGUUACUGCCACAUUGCUCAAGCUGCAGGAGAUUCAGCACAGUCUCGAAGAUUUACGAGAGCGUGUCGCACUCCCGGACACCAUUGGUACACACAAGGUGCCUCUCGAGGUUCACAUCGAGAGCAUCAACCUGGGAAUCGAGAGAUUGGAGAAGCAGAGAGAUGCGAGUCGACAGGUCGCAGCGCAAAACUACGAGCGCAUUGUCGGAAAGGUUGAAAGUGGCGAGAAGAAAAUGUUGGGCAGCGGCAAACAGGAACGAGAACUGUAGGUGAUGAGAUUUCAAGACAGCUCAAUAACGACAGAAGAGACGAAGAUGAUGCAUGAUUUUUUUUAAUGAGCGAGGACCUCUGCACAAUGAUACCCAUAUAAUCAGGUCUUACGACUUUACGCGAGUAGCCAUAAUGUAUGCUGCGCUACGUAGGAGAGACAGG
Messenger RNA from Sphaerulina musiva SO2202, 1919 nucleotides. RefSeq lists its product as uncharacterized. The coding region runs from base 32 to 1756 and encodes 574 amino acids. The record is from RefSeq and is a predicted model, not a curated record. The transcript has a single exon. NCBI's taxonomy places the organism in Eukaryota, Fungi, Ascomycota, Dothideomycetes, Mycosphaerellales, Mycosphaerellaceae.